AUGUUCGCUUCAGACCAAAUUCAACUCAGCUGGCAACAUCUUUGUUUGAUACAACUGUGCAACUUUGGGAUGCUGCAGAUCCAAGUUUUUUCCUUGCAGGCAUAUAGUGGUCAUUCCUCUCAUGUUGCAUCCCUUGAUUUUCACCCCUGCCAAAUAACAAUUCGAAGUCAGAAGCCCAUUAAGAGGUAUCUGUUUGAGAAAGAAAUCCAAUUCAAGACAGCUAGCAGAGUGUUGUAUAUCUCAAAGCAACGUAUCUUAAUAAAUCAAAACAUUUUAAAGGUGAUUACCAUAAAAUCACACAGGAAAGGAUCCUUAUUAAACAGACAUCAACACAAUCAGACAGAAAAGGAAGAUUUACAAAUAUUGUCUAUAACCAAAAUAGAAGGUCCAAUAUUGCAUUCAUGGCACAUAAUUAGAGUUUAA
Molecule: messenger RNA, 423 nt
Organism: Lathyrus sativus (Indian pea)
Lineage: Eukaryota; Viridiplantae; Streptophyta; Magnoliopsida; Fabales; Fabaceae
Source: the annotation of a GenBank genome assembly